AAUUGGCCGCCAGGGGAUGCCAUGUCGCAAUAUGUGACAUUAAUUUCGAUUUGGCUGUGACGACAGCGCGAGAAAUAGCCGAAAAAUAUGGUGUCAAAGCAAAAGCUUAUAAGGUGGACGUCAGCAAAUACGAUGACAUUGUGAAACUCAAUGGCAAACUAACAAAUGACAUAGGUGCCGCCACUAUACUCGUGAAUAAUGCGGGGUUGUUGUUCCAUGCGGAUAGGAUAAAGCCCACAGUCGAAGAAAUUCAAGCGAUGAUAAAUGUUAAUUAUACUUCACAUUUCUGGACAAAUCGUGUGUUCAUGGAGAAUAUGAGGCGUGCCAAGAAAGGGUAUAUUAUGGCCAUAUGCUCUGUAGCCGGUCUACAGGUAUUGCCACAGAGCGAACCGUAUAGUAGUGCUAAAUUCGCUGUGCGCACCCUGAUGCGAGCAAUGCGGGCCGAACUAAUAGUUGAGGGACUGCGUUAUAUUCAUCUUACUACCGUAUUUCCUUUUUUUAUUGCAACCAACGCUAAGGUUAUCCAGUUGUCCAAAGAUGAAGGCUUCGGUACUGUAUAUCCAUUACUAGAAAGUGAAGAAGUAGCGCAGAGAGCUGUAUCGGGAAUGUUAUGUGGUGAAGUGGAAAUUAUAAUACCGAGUUUCCUUGCACUCAUGUAUCGCCUCUUAGCAUUUUUACCACAACGAGUUCAAGAUUGGUUGAAUUCUACGUAUGUUGGCUCAUCACAAAAACUUUAAAACAAUAACAAGUAAAGUAGGACUAGGUUCGAGGGGCUGCACUCUCACAAUUCUUAUAAACCAAAGGCGAAAACAUAUUUAGAGCGUUAGCAAAAUUUUAUAUUAAUAAAUGUUUUAAAUGAAUUCAAAAUUCGUUAUUCGACGAAACGAUGGUAUAUCGUGAACCAAUUUCACUGCUUAUCGAUAUUAAAGUGUUUGUCUAAGUUAA
Molecule: messenger RNA, 945 nt
Organism: Bactrocera oleae (olive fruit fly)
Lineage: Eukaryota; Metazoa; Arthropoda; Insecta; Diptera; Tephritidae
Source: RefSeq, a predicted model, not a curated record